This is a messenger RNA of Lobosporangium transversale, 894 nucleotides long. RefSeq names its product Aldo/keto reductase. The transcript is spliced from 8 exons. Lineage: Eukaryota; Fungi; Mortierellomycota; Mortierellomycetes; Mortierellales; Mortierellaceae. The record is from RefSeq and is a predicted model, not a curated record. The coding region runs from base 1 to 894 and encodes 297 amino acids. Gene Ontology annotation, molecular function: oxidoreductase activity.
AUGACCUUCGGAUUAGAGGGAUCUGAUGCGGCUGCUACGACCGUUCGUGUGCGUGGUAGUGAGAACAUCAAAGCCUAUUUGGAUGAGUUCUAUGCUCACGGUCAUGUAGAACUUGAUACCGCCAGGCUUUAUUGUGGAGGUGACACUGAGAUUGCUUUGGGUCAAUUGCCGACAGAACCUUUCAAAAUUACGACCAAAGUCUGGCCCUCUGUCCCCAAAGCGCAUGCUUUAGAGCAUCUGAGGAGGACGCUUCAAGAGUCACUGAUGGCGUUGAAGCUCAAGAAAAUUGACAUUUUUUAUUUGCACGCGCCUGACUAUACGACUUCAUUUGAGGAAACUGUCAAAGCUGUGGAUGAGCUCUACCGUGAAGGGCUUUUUGAACGGUUUGGAUUGUCCAACUUUGCAGCGUGGCAAGUGACAUUGAUCCAUCAGCUUUGUAAGCAGCAUGGAUAUGUUCUCCCAGUCGUUUAUCAAGGAAUGUACAAUGCGAUCACAAGAGAUGUUGCUCUCAACAUCGCAUUCUACGCUUAUAACCCUAUCGCUGGAGGCCUUCUUUCAGGAUAUUAUCGUGAACGUUACUGGAAUAACUUGUUCUUUGAGGCUGUCAAGAAAGUGGAAAAGACAGCCAAGGAUAACAAUCUGACCUUGAUUGAGACUGUUUUACGUUGGAUGUCGCAUCACUCCGAUCUGGGUCCACAGGAUGGUAUUAUUAUUGGUGCAUCUUCAAUGCAGCACCUGAAGGACAAUUUGCGGGAUUUAGAGAAAGGUCCCUUGCCACAACAUGUUGUUGAGGCAUUGGAUGAAGCCUGGGAGCAUGUCAGAGUUGCAUGUCCCUCAUACUUCAAGACUGCAGCAGCUGCUCAAACCGUAUCUAAUAUUUUUAGGAAGUUAUAG